Messenger RNA from Prunus armeniaca (apricot), 909 nucleotides. The record is from the annotation of a GenBank genome assembly. Lineage: Eukaryota; Viridiplantae; Streptophyta; Magnoliopsida; Rosales; Rosaceae.
AUGACUCAUCGCAGGAGGCUGUUCUUGGAGAAGUUCAACAUCAGAAUUGGUUCAAGGGUAGUAUAUGUUGUUGAGAUAGGCCAAAGACUUGAACCGUUAAAGAGCAACACUUUUGAGAAUUCUGUAUCAGCUAGUGCCCAGACUAGUUGUGUAGAACAGGACAAUAGUUCUUCUAGCUCAGAGAGUGUAGAUUCUUUCGACAACUCUAAUUCUGAUAGAGAAGAAGAGAUGGCUGGGAAUAACGAUGACAACCAAGCUUUGGAAGAUUAUGCUCAACUGGGAGUGAGUGAAGCAAGUCUGAGGAUGAGGCUUUUUCCUUAUACAUUGAAAGAUAGAGCAAAGGGUUGGCUAAUGACUUUAGCACCUGGUUCGCUCACCACUUGGGGUACCGUAGCUAAGAAAUUUUUGGAUAAGUUUUUCUCUACUCAAAAGACAGCUACUUUGAGAGGGCAAAUCUUUAACUUUAAGCAAGAUGAUGGAGAACCUUUCAAUGAAUGUUGGGAGCGUUUCAAAGGGAUGUUGCUGCAAUGUCCACAUCAUGGGUUAUCACUUCACUUACAAAUGCAAAUUUUUUAUGAUGGACUAACCCAAACAUGUCAAUCAACUGUCGAUAAUGCAGUAGGUGGAGCUUUGAAGAAAAAAAAUGCUCAAGAGUCAUAUAACAUUUACGAGAUGUUGGGAUCUAACGCUCAACACGAAGAUACAAGAGGUAAACGAGUUGGAGUGUAUGAAAUGAGUUCUAAUAAUGAUCUUGCCUUGCAGGUGGCUAGUUUGGAAAAGAAGCUCGAUUCUGUGCUCAAUAUGGUGCCUAAGAUAGCUGGGUGUGUGCCAUUUGCAACAUACCAGGUCAUCCCAUUUAUCAAUGCUCAGCUAGUGAGGCUUAUCCUGAAUUCGUUCAAGAGCAAGUGA